Messenger RNA from Xyrauchen texanus (razorback sucker), 5439 nucleotides. Its product is annotated as zinc finger protein 501-like. Gene Ontology annotation, biological process: regulation of transcription by RNA polymerase II. Lineage: Eukaryota; Metazoa; Chordata; Actinopteri; Cypriniformes; Catostomidae. Bases 1800 to 3002 code for a protein of 400 amino acids. Gene Ontology annotation, molecular function: DNA-binding transcription factor activity, RNA polymerase II-specific; RNA polymerase II cis-regulatory region sequence-specific DNA binding. The transcript has 3 exons. The record is from RefSeq and is a predicted model, not a curated record.
UGAAAAGUUCCUUCCCAGCAAGUGCUCUUUAUAGACAUGUAAAGUAGUCACAUUUAGUGGUCGAUCGAUAUGGAUUUUUCAAUGGCCGAUAGACUAAAAACUGUAUGUAUGUGAAUAUUAUAAUCUUGUUUUUGACACACAAUCAAUUUUUUCUAAUAUGUCAAAUGUUAAUAUGAGCGGACUAGUUGUUGCACGUUUAUGAUAUUAAUUUAAUUACUUUAAUAUAUAUUUUGGGGGGCAUCAGAAAAUGGUUUUGAGUUCCAGGGCUGAGAAAGGAUGUUGUAAGUAAAUAUGCUAACACUGUUCUACAUUACAGAGGAAUCUUAAACCAUGAUAAUGAGCCUUUAAAAUAUCAAUUUUACAAGCGCACGCAUGAAGCGAGCCACAGUGACACCGGCAAAAUCGGUAAUGAUUCUGAAUGUGUUGGAAAAACCAGCAAGGAGGUCGUCUGAACAUUUUGUUAAUUGAUAGAGAGAACUGUACAUUAGGUUUGCACCGACAGAUGAUGAUCUCAGGGAUUGACGAUGGUCAGAGUGAUCGCCAAUAGCUGAUGCCUUUGACGAUAUUUGGCUCGUUUUCCUAUUAAUCUAUUAAAUUAUUAUUAUUAUUAGACUUAUUACUAUUAUAAAAUUAAAAAUAAUUUGCCUGUAGACAUACAGGCAUGUGCUUAAAGAAACACUAUUAUAUUAUUAAGGACUGAUAACAGAAAGGCGUCCAUGCGCAUGUAUGACAUGCUGAUACGGAGGUAUGCUGUUUCGUGGAACAUGUGCAUGUAAAAGGUUCUCACUCUUUCAUUCUGUCUUCUGAUUUUUAUUUUAAAUUUUUUUGCAAGAACAGUAUCGUCUAUGAGUGCUGCAAAUGACCUCAGACAUUUAAUCUCAGGCGGUGCUUUGAGUUCAGUUCUCUUUAUUUCCACAGAGCAGUUCAUUGUGAAAUAAUACAAAAACACAUUCAUCUCGAACCAUGAUUUAUAUUUCAGUGAUUAUUAUCAUCAUCAUAAUUAUUAUUUUUACAUUUAUAAAUGUUUUUAUGUCUUCAUAUGUUAAGAUAUUUGCCUGACGGUAAAUUGAAAGCUGGUUACUUGUAUAUCUUGAUGUACCUCAUGAUGAGCCUCUCGAAGCACUUCAUGAUGGUGGGUGUGAGUGCAAUGGCACAGUAGUCGUUGAAGCAGGUCACUAAAAACUUCUUUGGCACGGGGAUGAUGGUGGUGGCCUUGAAGCACAUUGGAAUGACGGCGUUACUCAGGGACAUGUUGAAGACGUCAGUAAGAAAAUCCACCAGCUGGUCAGCACAUCCUCUUGAGCACACUGCAAGGAAUGUUGACUGGUCCAGCAGCUUACACAUACAUCAAUGAUGAAAAGAAAUUCAAAUUAUAUAUUUAUAUAAUAUAUAUGUUAUAUAUAUAUAUAUAUAAAUGAUACAAUUGUGGGCCUAAUUGUGCCACCAUGAGGAAUUAAAGAGCAUUAGGAAUUGGGCAUGUCAAGUUGGGGAUAAAAUAUUUAGUUGUAUAUUUAAUCACUUGUUGACUUAUUUUUUAUUGAGAUCAUCAUCUUUGUUUUAUUAUUAAAUAUCUGCUAUAAGUCUAUUUUGCUGUAAAAAUAAAGGUAUUGGAAAUGUUACUCCUGUCCCUUUAAGAGUUAGUUUCCUUCGGGAUGUUCAACUCCUCUCUCAGUCGCUUUUCAACUAUUUCGACGCAUCAACACUCCAGUCCAGCAGGAGGCGGAAAUUCUCCAGAAGUUGCAGAAAACACAAGAAGAAGAAGACCUGAGAUCCACAACACCGUUUGAGCGCUAAAAUCGAUGUUCAUCAUGAGAGAGCAGGUGGAUGUGAUUCAUGCUGGAGAACAGCAGAUGCUGCAGACACCAGUGAAGAUGUGUUCAGUGAAGCUGCUGGACUGCAGGAACCUGAUGAAGAUGAGAGGAGAAACCACAGCUGUGGUACAACAGAGUGAUGAUGAUGAUGAUGAUUUUAUUCCUUCAGAGCUGAUGGAAGGGAGAGAAGAAUGUGAAGAGCUGAAGGAAGUGGAGGAGGAACAACAACAUGGUUUCAUAACUGGAAAAAAAUAUUUAAGUGGCUCAAAGACAGAAGACAAUUUCUCACCUAAAAAUCCUCGAAGAUCUGCCGAGAAAUCUUUCACCUGCUCUCAGUGUGGAACAUGUUUCACAAGUAAAAGCAAUCUUAAUGCACACAUGAGAGUUCAUACUGGAGAGAGACCUUACAUGUGCCAUCAGUGUGGAAAAGGUUUUGCAUAUGCGACCAGUCUCAAGAGUCAUCACUUUUGUCACUCUGAAGAAAAGCCAUUUGAAUGUGAUAAGUGUGGCAAAACAUUCGCUCUGACACGGUACCUAAAAACACAUCUGAAAACUCACAGAAAUGAGAAGCCUUACAAGUGUUCAUUUUGUGGAAAGAGAUUUUCACGCCUGUCUUAUUUUAAAGAGCACCAGAAAAUACAUACCGGUGUGGCGGCUCAUAUGUGCUUUAAAUGUGGGAAGUUCUUUAUUACAGCCGGCAACUUGAAACAACACCAAAGAAUUCAUACUGGAGAGAAACCAUACAAGUGCUCACACUGUGGAAAGAGUUUCACUCGGUCAGAAUACCUGAAAUCACACAAGAGAAUUCAUACUGGAGAGAAACCUUACAAGUGCUCACACUGUGGAAAGAGUUUCACUUGCUCAGAAUACCUGAAAUCACACGAUAGAAUUCAUACUGGAGAGAAACCUUACAAGUGCUCACACUGUGGAAAGACUUUCACUCAGUUAGCACACCUGAAAACACAUGAGAGAAUUCAUACUGGAGAGAAACCUUACAAGUGCUCACACUGUGAAAAGAGUUUCACUCAGUCACAACACCUGAAAACACACGAGAGAAUUCAUACCGGAGAGAAACCUUACAAGUGCUCACACUGUGAAAAGAGUUUCACUCUGUCAGAACACCUGAAAACACAUGAGAGAAUUCAUACUGGAGAGAAACCUUACCACUCAGGGCCUGAAAUUAAUUUCUGAAAAUGGGGAGGGAAUUCCCCCCUAAAGCCCUCGAUAUACUUCCUUCGAAAUGAAAUAAUGAACGGGUGUGACAUAAUUUAGAACAAAAUCUGGCCAAAAAGGUGUUUUUGUGUUUGUUACGAUGGUUUGUAACGGCUCACUGGGGUGAACUUUUAGGAACAACCUUUUAUGUUGUUCAGUGAGUCAAAAUCAGUCGAUAUGAACAUGUUGAUGUGCAGAGUUAUUAGCAAGCUGGUGAAAAUGUACCUACAUCUGUACGACCAUUCACUUAAAGGUCCCCUGACAUGAAAUUUUCACUUUCUGAGGUUUUUUAACAUUAAUAUUAGUUCCCCUAGCCUGUAUUUGGUCCCCUCGUGUCUAGAAAUUUCAGUCGGUGUAAACCGAGUUUUGGCUAUCUUUCUCUGUCUGUGAGAAAAUGAGAUCUCAGACGGGCUGAUCUUGAAUCUCCCCCUUUAUGACGUCAUCCCCCUAUAUGACGUCUGCUUUGCCCGCCCAGAGAAUUUGACCCACCAAUGAGAAAACGAGCUAGGAAGUACGAACGCGCGCGCGAUUUUAGUUUAUCCUCGAGAGAUAUUAUGGCGUGUGACCGAUCGAAGCACAAAAGUUGCUCAAUAAUUGAAUGCACAAAUGAUCACAGAAGUCUUUUUUUACUUCCUUCAUCCAAUCCCCAGAAGGAUCAAUGGAUAAAUUUAAUUUACUCGGUCACAGUAGAGCGAAGUUGUGGAGGGCUUUCUCGGUUACCAUGGAUUUCUAAAAGCGUUCGCAGCUCUUUGAAUAAACGUAGGCUAUUUGUAAGAGAAAUCCCACCACUAUGAAGGAAAACGACCAUUGCGCGAAACAUUGCGCUGACAGUUCUCAUACGCACUGAAUAACAGCUCACGCGCUGCGGUGUUCGCACUUCACGUACGAAAUCACUACGGCAGCGACGCGAACAACUCCGAAAGGUAGGUAAUUUUUCUUUCUUUUUUUAGGAGAGGUAAAGGUUUUACUGUUGAUAUUUCUUUAAAUAUGUGGAUAUUAACAUGUCUUAUGGUGUGAAUGAGUGUGAAAAGAUGCGUUCGCAACAUCUGAACGACUGCGUGUCUAAGUGCCAUUGCAAUAUAUCCAAUGUAAACACCCACACUACACCUUGCCCCGCCUUUCUCCUCCUCAUUAGCAUUUAAAGCUACAGACACCGAAACGGCACGUCUGAAGGAAAGCUCAUUAUGGGUUGGCUUGUAGUGGCUAUAAUUCUGUAUCAAGGCUGAAUUUUGUAAAAGAGAUUUCAGAUACAGUACUAGGGAACACUAAGGCCUAUAUCAAAGCCUACAAAAAGAAGCAUGUCAGGGGACCUUUAAGAGAUAUUUUCCAAGAUUAAGUUUUCUCAAUUCCUGAUUUGUCAGAAUUCAACUUUUUCAUUAAGCGGCAUUAUUUGAUUUCCUUUUACAAGGACAGUUUUUUCUAUUCUAACCUUAUAAAAUGAUAUUGUCAUCCUUUUAUGUUAUAAUUAAAAAAAAAAUGACAUUUGAAAAAUGGUGUUUCAAUAAUAACAAAAUUGCAUGAUCAGUACAUUGCGUAUGUGCGUUGUUACUGAAACUUUUUUCCUCAUUCACAUAUUUCCAAAUAUUUUGGCUAAUAAAUUAACAUAAUUAAAACUAAUGCACCGACAUAGAGGAGGAGGUGACAGUUGUAGCAUAUUUAGGGGUUUCAAUGAAAGUUCGCUAACUGUUUACGUUAGCAGUGCUAUGUUGACAAUAUGUCGUCGGCAGGUUGCACAUGUGUGGUUAGUUGCCCCGGAAAAGUCUCUUUAGGACUUCCCAUGAUCUUUCAUCGCCAUAGUGUAGGGCCUCAUGUAUUCAGAUACAAGACAAAGGCAGGCCUAACACAGUUGUAAAGCCUGACUGAGGCCCACAAAAACAAAGUCAUAAAUCUUACUGAUAAAAACCGCGCCAAAAUCAAACAAAGGGAGUACACAACAGACUACAAAUCCCAAGACGCCUUGCUCACUUUACAACUGCGUGAAAUUCCAAAGGAUCGAACUCUCAACUCCUAUUGGAUGAGGCACUCAACAGAAAGCACCUCAACUAUGAUGUCAUCAGGAGUAGAAAUACCGCGAAAAUCGUUCUGUACCUCGCUUCCAGUGACUUCGCUCGCCGUGCAUAGACGCAGUCUUCACUGCUCUCAGGUGUUGCCUCGUUGCAAAAGGAAGUAACGUGCAACUUGAAACUGCGGCCAUGUAAUCUCCAUCUCGCUGGACGAGUUGAGAUUACAUUGUGUUCCACCUAACACUUUAACGCAGGGGUGCCCAAUACGUCGAUCGUGAUCUACCAGUCGAUCGCAAAGGCAAUGCUGGUAGAUCGCACAAAAUGUAAAUGUACUUUCGUUAAAUUUUAAUACAAAUAAAUAUAAUGUCUUUCCUUCUUUUAGUUUCUGUCUGACUUGCAGUUGACCAGAAAUA